UUUUUUGUUGCUAUAAUCAAGACUGUUUUUGGUGUUGCAGUCGUUGCCAGUCUUUGUAUUUGCCAACCAGGCAGGGCUUGACAUGCUGGAAACAACUCUGGUGGCUUUACAAGAUAUCACACUGGACAAGAUAUUCGAUGAGUCUGGCCGGAAGGUGUUAUAUUCCGACUUUGCUAAGAUAAUGCAGCAGGGAUUUGCUUGCUUGCCGGCUGGAAUCUGCAUGUCAACGAUGGGGCGCCAUAUUUCAUACGAACAAGCCAUCGCAUGGAAAGUCCUAGCUGCUGAAGAGAACACUGUCCAUUGUCUUGCCUUCUCUUUUGUUAACUGGUCAUUUGUGUGAAAAUCUUGUUUAUUUAUUCAUCUACUACUCUCUUGCCUUCUGUAGUGUUGUGAAAUCGAAGAGUAAAAGAAGAGUAGAGAAAAGAAAAAGAAGUUUUGUAGUAUUCAAAUCCUGCCUGAGGUUUGCAUUACAUUAAUUUAUUUAAUUAAACGAUUCCAUGUUUUUGGUUGGUUAAUGUAAA
Camellia sinensis is the source of this 521-nucleotide messenger RNA. Lineage: Eukaryota; Viridiplantae; Streptophyta; Magnoliopsida; Ericales; Theaceae. The record is from RefSeq and is a predicted model, not a curated record.